Hibiscus syriacus is the source of this 1370-nucleotide messenger RNA. Its product is annotated as protein indeterminate-domain 7-like. Gene Ontology annotation, molecular function: DNA-binding transcription factor activity. Lineage: Eukaryota; Viridiplantae; Streptophyta; Magnoliopsida; Malvales; Malvaceae. Gene Ontology annotation, cellular component: nucleus. Bases 166 to 1299 code for a protein of 377 amino acids. The record is from RefSeq and is a predicted model, not a curated record. The transcript is spliced from 2 exons.
UCCAUCAUCUUCUCCGUCUCAUCCACAUCUCUCUCUCAGUUUCAUGAGCUAAAAAUCCUUUUUCUUUAUAUUUUCUUCUUAAUCUGCAUACACUUUGUUUAGCAGAAGAUGAUGAUGAAAUGAAAGAUUACAUUUUCCACUACCAACAGAAACAACAACAAGAACAUGCCUAAUUUGACAUCAGGCGGAGCAACUGUUUCCUCAAGGAACAGUGCGGGCGGCGGUGGCACCAACCACCAACCAGCUCAAUCUCCACCGGUGAAGAGAAAGAGAAACCAACCGGGAAAUCCAGAUCCGGAUGCGGAAGUGGUGGCUUUUUCACCCAAAACACUGAUGGCAACAAACAGAUUCGUCUGUGAUAUCUGCAACAAAGGGUUCCAAAGAGACCAGAACCUCAAGCUUCACCGGAGAGGCCAUAACUUGCCAUGGAAGUUAAAGCAAAGAACAAAUAAUGAAGUGAAGAAGAAGAAGGUAUAUGUAUGUCCGGAAACAACCUGUGCUCAUCAUGAUCCAUCGAGGGCACUCGGUGACUUGACCGGAAUCAAGAAGCAUUAUUCGAGGAAACAUGGUGAGAAGAAGUGGAAAUGUGAAAAAUGCUCCAAGAAGUAUGCGGUUCAAUCGGACUGGAAAGCUCAUUCCAAGAUUUGUGGCACUAGGGAAUAUAGAUGUGACUGUGGUACAGUAUUCUCAAGGAGGGAUAGUUUCAUUACUCACAGAGACUUCUGUGAUGCAUUAGCAGAGGAGAAUUCAAGAACAAUCAUGGGAACAUCUAAUUCACAAGAACAACAACAAAGGUUCAGUAAUGUUCAUCCAUGUCGGGUGGCUACUCAACCAAUGUCAUGGACUGGUCUUUCUUCAUCGUCUUCAAAUAUAUUCCCCCCUAGUUUCGAUGAAAACACUCUCCCACCAGCACCAGCAGCUUGUACUGAUUUCGGUGGACUUAUCCAUCCAUGUGAAGAUGAACAUGCGGCAAGCUCAGGUGCUCCUCCUCUUCAUAGUCAUCAUCCUUCGCUUCUUCUUCAAGAAAUGAUGAACUCUCUAUCUUCUGCUGCUACUGGAUUUGACGCCACGCCCUUUGAUGACAUUGCAUUUAGUGGGGUUUUGAAUGCGAAGAACAAGAAUGGUUCUGGAUCUGGAAAUAAUCAUCCCCAUGAAAGUAGUGGCGGCGGUGCUCAUGGUCGAGGCUUGACAAGAGAUUUUCUGGGUCUUAAGGCUUUCUCCGGUGGCGAUUUUCUCAACAUCGCUGAUGUUAGCAACUCAAUCAACAGUUCCCAGUCACAAAAACCAUGGCAAGUUUAGCGUAAUAUAAUUUCAGGUAAUGUAUAUUCUAAAUAAUUUUAAUUAUUUAAUAACGAAUAUUCAAUUACUCA